CGAUUAACUUGCGUAAAUUCUUGUUUUACCGCACACUGGGUGCAGAUUGGAGCAGUUGUAAGCUGUUGUGACACAUUUGCUGCGAGCACAGCAGCCCAGCCCUCUGGCGCCACGUCUAGAGCUGCACCCAUCGAGCAGCACCUCAGUGUGCUACCUUGGAGACGCAACUUGUAGCGACGACGCCAUCGCAGCGCCAUAAAUAAUGGGUCGCCUCAUGCGCCGCCGCUCGACGACGACGACGGACGACGCGGCGCCAGCACCGGCACCGGCGCCGGAACCGGAGACGGCCGCGGAGAGGCGCUGCUGCCGUUUACGAGACGCGGCGCUGUCGCGCAACGUGCGCGUGCGCUUUUUAUUUGAUGAGAUCGCGAAGCUCGGCUGCGACGUCGGCUCGCCCUUUGGGUUUGUCAGGUGCGCCUCUGUAGAACGGAGCGGCCCGCUCGGCGACAAGAUGGUCGGCGGCUUCGCCGUCAACGACGGGUCGCAGAAGCGCUACGCGCCGGGCGUCGUCGUCGUCGCCGAGCACGCGCCGGACAAGGCGGUUUUUGAAAGGACGCUCGUGCACGAGCUCGUGCACGCGUACGACCAGUGCCGCGCGAAGGUCGACUGGAAGAGCGGCGCGCACCACGCUUGUGCCGAGAUUCGCGCGUCGUCGCUGUCCGGCGAGUGCGACCUCUCGCAGGAAAUUAAUAGAGGCGUCUUCGGCUUGAUGGCACAUCACGGCAAGUGCGUGCGGCGGCGCGCGGCGCUGUCGCUGGCGCUGGCGGGGCGCGCCGAGCCCGAGGCGACGGUCGACGCCGUCUUCGACCGCUGCUACGCCGACACGGCGCCCUUCGAGCGGCACCCGGACUUUGCCGGCUUGAGGCCGAGCGAGUCGUUUAAAGUUACUUAG
This is a messenger RNA of Pelagomonas calceolata, 892 nucleotides long. The record is from the annotation of a GenBank genome assembly. NCBI's taxonomy places the organism in Eukaryota, Pelagophyceae, Pelagomonadales, Pelagomonadaceae.